AUGCGUUUUGAUGGGGAGAACAUGUACAUGGGAAUGAACGAGAACGCCCAGGAGUUCCUAUCGGCAAAUCAGACGUAUAACAGUCAGAAUGAGAAUAACGAAGACUAUGAGAUCCCUCCCAUAACACCUCCUAAUCUCCCUGACCCUUCCCUCCUGCACUUGGUGGACCACGAAACUGGAUAUCACUCCCUGUGCCACAGUCUCCCUCCGAACAGCCUGAUCCCAGCAUACCCCUACCAGAACAUGGACCUGCCGGCCAUCAUGGUCUCCAACAUGUUGAGUCAGGACGGGCAUCUUCUCUCCAGCCAGCUACCCACGAUCCAGGAGAUGGUCCACUCGGACGCCACGUCCUAUGAGUCCAACCGUCAAGUGCCCCUGCUCAAUCGCCCCGGGAUGUUAGCCGGCCCCAUGAGCGCUCUCAGUCAGUCACAGCUGAUUUCACAGAUGGGGAUGCGGAGCGGUGUCACCCACGGUUCCCCAUCGCCCCCGGGAAGUAAGUCGGCUACACCAUCUCCCUCCAGUUCUACUCAGGAAGAGGAGACAGAGUCACACUAUAAGGUUACUGGAGAGAAAAGACCAUCAACAGACCUGGGCAAAAAGCCCAAAAGCCAGAAGAAGAAGAAAAAGAAGGAUCCCAAUGAGCCCCAGAAGCCCGUGUCAGCCUACGCCCUGUUUUUCAGAGACACGCAAGCAGCCAUCAAAGGGCAAAACCCCAACGCCACCUUCGGAGACGUAUCGAAAAUCGUCGCGUCAAUGUGGGACAGUUUGGGAGAAGAACAAAAACAGGCGUACAAGAGGAAAACAGAAGCCGCGAAGAAGGAGUACCUGAAAGCCCUGGCAGCGUACCGGGCCAGCCUCGUCUCCAAGAGCUCCGCUGACCAGGGGGAGACGAAAAGCGCCCAAAGCAAUCCACCUUCCAAAAUGAUCCCCCCCAAGCAGCCCAUGUACCCGAUGCCGCCGCAGGCUUCCUCGCCCUACCCCGGCCUGGGCUCCUUCCUCUCCCCAUCGGACCUGCAGAACUACCGCGGCCACCCCGGCCUCUCCCGGACCCUCACCUCCAAACCCAUGCUGCCCAGCAUCAGUGCCUCCCCACCGCCCUCCUUCCAGAUCAGCCCUCCCCUCCACCAGCAGCUCUCCUUGCACCACCCGCAGAGCUCCCUCCUCAGCCAGCCCCUCAGCAUGCAGCAGGUCCCCCAGCAGCCCCUCCUGUCCCCCCCCAUGGCACUACAGGUACAGCCCCCCAUGAACGCCUCGCCUCCCGGGCAGCAGGACUUCUCACAUAUUUCAUCUGAGUUUCAAAACAGCGUUGGACCCCGUUCGCCUGGUGCAUCAAACCCGCCAGGAAGCACCGAGUGGGACAACGACUACCCCAGCAGAGAGUGUGGGAUUAACCACUGCAGCAUGCUGCCAAGGGACAAGGCACUCUACCUCACCUAAAACUCAACAUCUCGGUUUUGAGGAGGCUCAGAUGAAGGACACUGGAGAGGGUCUAUCUUACAGAGUACCCGGAGAGGCACCGAGCAAGUCGUACGGACGAGAGAGCUACCACUGCACCUCGUCGCUGGCUUCGUUCCCAGGCUCUAAGAGCAGUUUUCUUUUUAUUAUUUUUGAACUCUAAAGUCUACUUUCCGUGGAAGCCCAAAACCUCAUAAAUCAUGAAGAACAACAGCAACAAAAAAAAAAAUUAAAAAAAAAAAAAUCAAAUAAAUAAACGCAAAACCAACAAAAAAAAAUAACCUAAGGAGAUCGUUUUUCUGCUUGCCAUCAGCUUAGCUACAGACUAUUUUCCUAGCGAACUGCUUUUAGACGCAGCAUAGGCCCAGGUCUGGUGUCCUACAGCGUUAGGCCAGCUCAGUAGGAGGAUGCACUCUUUUGACUUGCUAACAGCACUAAACUUUGUGCAAGAAAAUGUGAAGUUUGUGUGAAUAUUGUACAUGCAAAGGCCUUGGAUGUCUGGC
Charadrius vociferus (killdeer) is the source of this 1958-nucleotide messenger RNA. RefSeq names its product TOX high mobility group box family member 2 (gene TOX2). The record is from RefSeq and is a predicted model, not a curated record. NCBI's taxonomy places the organism in Eukaryota, Metazoa, Chordata, Aves, Charadriiformes, Charadriidae. Gene Ontology annotation, molecular function: chromatin DNA binding. The transcript has 9 exons. Gene Ontology annotation, cellular component: nucleus. Bases 1 to 1437 code for a protein of 478 amino acids. Gene Ontology annotation, biological process: regulation of transcription by RNA polymerase II.